Molecule: messenger RNA, 327 nt
Organism: Pelecanus crispus (Dalmatian pelican)
Lineage: Eukaryota; Metazoa; Chordata; Aves; Pelecaniformes; Pelecanidae
Gene: FBXO48
Product: F-box protein 48
Biological process (GO): SCF-dependent proteasomal ubiquitin-dependent protein catabolic process
Cellular component (GO): cytoplasm; SCF ubiquitin ligase complex
Molecular function (GO): protein binding
Source: RefSeq, a predicted model, not a curated record
AGCGACCUGGACGUUGAGAGCCUGUGUCACGCGGCCGUGACGUGCAAGGGCUGGCACCGCGUCAUCGAGAGCAAUGACGGCUUAUGGAGGCACCACUGCUUGAGUGCGAGGGCUGUCUGCCAGCGGGAGAUCGACUGCGAUCGAGGACAUGGGUAUUCCUGGAAGAUCACGUUACUGAGAAACUACUGGAAAAGCAAAGUGAAGCAAGAAUGGCUGAGUGGGAAAUACAGCAACAUUCCUUCACAAAACAGCUUGCCAGAGAAAAGCAUGUAUCCGAUGGAUGUUGACACAUGGGGAGAAAUCCUGGAAGCAGAACUUGAGAGAUGA